Molecule: messenger RNA, 4748 nt
Organism: Xyrauchen texanus (razorback sucker)
Lineage: Eukaryota; Metazoa; Chordata; Actinopteri; Cypriniformes; Catostomidae
Exons: 2
Coding region: 20-4606 (1528 amino acids)
Source: RefSeq, a predicted model, not a curated record
AGAAAAAAAUAUGUGAAACAUGGCUACUGUACAGUCUGAAUCCGAACAACAAUUAGAUAAUAAACUCAGUAACGGUACACCCACGGGAGAUAAACAAGACUUCCAGCCUGCACAUGCAGCAAUUGUUGAUUGUAACGCGGAGGUUUGUGCACGAGGCGGUGACGCUAAGGCAACGACAGACUCCGACGUUCCGUCUUUACCAGCAAGUGAAAAUUCAUCUCCACAUGGCCCUGCUCUUCCAUCGCGUAACAAAGAUGCAUCAGGAAUGCCAUGUUAUUCGACGACUCCAACGAUGGGCGAGCAAAAAAGGGAUGUGUACUUUCAGAAUAAUUGCAGGGGAAGCGUUUCUACCGAGUCUGGAGAGGAUUUCGGUACGGCAUCGGAUAAUUUGCACAAUGAAAACAAAGGUCUAGAAAUCGAUAAUGAGGAAACAGUGGAAAACUUUGGCUCAGAUUCAAAGCUUGUCAUGGAGGAAGAACACCACCUGAAAAAAGAUGAAGAGGAGUUGACAAGGGAAGCUAAAGAAAUGGAGUUUUCCGUCAAUUCAAUUCAAGGUACAAAAGGGGGGAUAGAGGAAACGGGAGAUCCCAAAAGCAUGGAAAAGUUUAAGCACAACACAGAAGAGAGUAGAGAAGAAGAAGAAGAAGAAAUUGAGUCUUCUACUGAGGCAAUACAAAGCAUGGAAAGGGAAAAAGAGAAAACGGGAGAUCCCAGCAGGUUGGAAAAAGUUCAACUCAACACAGAAGAGAGAAGAGGAGCAAAAGAAAUGGAGCCCUCAAUCGAGGCAAUGCAAGGCAUAGAAGAGAAGAUAGAGGAAACAGGAGAUCCCAACAGCAUGGAAAAAGUUAAGCACAACAUAGAAGAGAGCGGAGGAACAUUAGAAAUGGAGCCUUCUACCAAGGCAAUGCAAGACAUGGAAGGGGAGAUAGAGAAAACAGGAGAUCCCAACAGCAUGGAAAAGGUAAAACCCAACACAAAAGAGAGGAGAGGUUCUAAUGAAAUGGAAGCUUCUACCAAGGCAAUGCACGGCAUGGAUUGGGAGAUAGAGAAAACAGGAGAUCCCAACAGCAUGGAAAAGGUUAAACCCAACACAGAAGAGAGGGGAGAAGAAGAAAAAUCUAAGAGUGGUGGUACAAGAUUAGUUGUCAAGCAAAGGAAAAGCAGCCUGGAAUGUAACGAAUGUGGGAAAAAGUUCACUCGUCGGGAAACAUUCAACCUGCAUAGACACUUUCACAUGCACCAGGACGAGCAGGCUUCCCUCACUUGUAAGGAAUGUGGCAUCACUUUUCAGCAUCGAAGUGACCUCAUCAAACACCGCAGUACACACAAAGAAGAAAGCCAAACUAGAUUUGUAUCAAAAAUGUCACGUUCAAAAUUACUCUCUAAGAGGAUGUCAAACUACAAAAUAUACAAGAAACAGAGGAAGUUUCAGUGUGAGCACUGCGGUAUGCGGUUCUGUACAAUGGUAAGAUUAAGGCUUCAUGCUUGUGAACAGUAUGUAGAGAAGCCUUUUCGCUGCCCUCUGUGUCGCAAAGAAUUCCAGUACAGGGUGUCCAUAAAUGCCCACAUGCUGAGUCACUCAUUAGACAGUCCAUAUCGAUGCCUGGAAUGCAACAAAGGCUUUCAGAGUGUGGCCACCCUCCAUAUCCACCAACGAUCCCAUGCUGCUCUGAAGCCUUAUGAGUGUCCAGAUUGUAAUCUGGUCUUCAGGCAUCGCUUCAUCAUGGAGGACCAUCGCCGCAGGCACACAGAAGAAAAGCCACAUCAGUGCAAAAUCUGUGUAAAGAGCUUCAAAUAUAGCAGUGUUUUGCAACAGCACCAGUAUCUUCACACUGGCCGAAAGCCUUACCACUGCUCAUACUGUGGAAGAAAGUUUGCUUUUGCGCAAAACAUGCGAGCACAUUGUCGCCAACACAAGAAGAUCUCUCACUCAGCUAGGUCUGAGGCACUUAUUACGAACCAUAAUGUAACUCGUGGCAGAGAUGUGGGAGGACUGGGUAAAGAGAACACAAACCAUAAUAUUGAGCAGCAGCGCAACUGUCCUCUUUGCCCUCUAAUGUUUAAUAAAGCAGCUGAGCUAAGAGCACACAUGUUAAUCCAUGAAGCAGAGUAUGAAAGGAUGAGCAAUGGCCGAAGAUUUGAUAAGGUUUAUGCUUGCCGAUAUUGUCCUCUCAAAUUCCCAAUGGAAUCCAGCCUUCAGUCCCAUUUACAAACACAUGUGACAAACACAUUGGGUGUAAACAUAUCACAUAUCUCAAAUCAGGGUAAAGUGGUACCUGAAAAGAGGAAUAGGGAUGAGGCAGAUAUUGACAGUGUGUCAGGAGUUGGGGGAUUGGGAGAACAGACAGAGAAGAAACCUUUUAGGUGUAGAGACUGCGGAAAAUGUUUUCGUUACAGAUCAGUGUUAGAGCUUCACAUGCGCAUACAUGGCAAGGGUUACCAGUGUCAAGUGUGUAAAAAGUCCUUCAGAUUUAGUAGCUAUUUGCAGCAGCACUCCAUUAUUCACACAGGGAAGAAGCCAUACAAAUGCCCGGACUGUGGUAAGGAUUUUGCAUUUCUUCAUAACAUGAAAACACACCAGAGACUGCAUCAACAGAAGCCAUUCCGCUGCACACAGUGCCGCAAGGGCUACAGUGAUGAAAGUCAGCUUCAACGGCAUAUGCUUUCCCAUACAGGUGAAAAACCUUACAAAUGCCAUCUUUGCGACAAGAGCUUUUCUUUAGCCUACUUGCUCCGUGACCAUCUUAAUACUCAUACAGGUGAGAGACCCCACCAUUGCCAGGAGUGCAAUAAGUCAUUUCCUUGGCUUAGCAGUCUCCUUGUACAUCAAAAGAUACAUAUGCGCAAGCGGCAAGGACAGAGUCAUAGUUAUCCUAUUUCUGUACAUUCUCAAAGAGGUAGAGUAAAUGCAAGUGGUGUCAAGAGAGGUAGGGGUAGGCCAAGAUUAGACAGAGACAAUGGGAGGGCAGUGCCUCUAGGACAAGACCCUCUACCUGGUCAGAUGCCAAAUGUGGUUCCACAACAGUCACACAGCUUCAAUGAAGGAAGACAUGAACGCAUGCAGCAGAGAUCACAGCACUUCCAGGCACAAAAUCAUUCCCGGCCAGUACAGUUCCAGCAAGAUUGGCAAUUACAAAUUGCGCCCCCAUCAGAAGAGCUGCUGCACUCUCAGAGGCCUAAUAGUUUAUUAGAAGCCCAGCCAACUGAUGUGCAGAUGCAGUGGCCAGGUCUUCCAAACCUCAUGCACCAGCAGCAAACUUCGCGAGCAAAUGUGCCAGUGUCAGCACAAACUAGCCUAGCUGUUAAUCAUUAUCCAGAGAUCAAAAUAUCUGGAAAUGAUCUAGAGCAAAAAGGAAAGCAUCCUUCUCUCUGGGUGAAUACAUCAAACUCUCCAGAGUCACCACACCACAUGGACAGGCCUUUAUCACCAGAUGUGACAGCACAGUCACCAAGAUCCAGGAGUCAGAGUUCACCACACCAGCUGCUUAAUGUUCAAGACCCAAAGCAGUCACAAUGGUCAGUACUUUGUGAUUCAGUACAAACUAAACCAGAGGAUGACAAAGUAACCAUUGACUUGGAAGCACGAAUCAGCAGUGAAUCUAAUAAACUUCCUCGUGUUAGAAAGGAUGAUUUGCAAAUCCAGAAGUCCCCAGGUCUGGCUAAAAUGGCAAUUUUGGGUCAUACUGAUGGUAUGGUGCAAUCCACUGGUGCUUCCUCUUUACAGAACGCUAAUCCAUGGGGUCUGCAAACACCUUUAGAAAUCUCUACAACAGCGAGCUUGCAAGAAAUACCUGGGGAUUCAUUGGAGAAGCCACAACACAGAAUAAUCCACCAUUUGCCACAACAAAUACAGAUUCCCCAUCAGCUAUCACAGCAAAUGCAGGUACCGCAGCAGUUACCACAGCAAAUGCAUGUUCCACAGCAGCCAUCGCAGCAGAUGCAGGUACCGCAGCAGUUACCACAGCAAAUGCACGUUCCACAGCAGCCAUCACACCAAAUGCAGCUACAACAACAGCUUCAUCAGCCACAGCUCCAGCAACAGACUCAAAUACCUCCUGCCUGGGUUAGUGCAACUCCUUCAAACCAGUUGGGACCAAUGAACAUGCCAUAUCCAUCAGCUUGUUUUCCUCUUGGGGAAAGACCUCCUAUGUGGGGGUUUCAAACUACUCCAGUUGUUUCCCAAGCCCUCUUAAAUGGACCAGUUCAACAAGGCCAUAUUCCGGCACAACAGCACGUAGCCUUAAUGUCUGGCCGACAGAUUCCUCUAAAUCAGCCUACAACUUUUAUCUCACCGCCUUUUCCUCCACCUCCCCCAACACUUAAUUUACCUGCUCCUCAUCCAAUACAUUCUGUCGGAAGGCAGCUUUCAGGUCCAUUACCACAAAGCAUCUUCUUUACCUCACAGGGCACCAUAAAUGAGAUGCAACUCAUGCCACAAGUGACAAACUUACCUCAGUUAGCCCAACAAACUGAGCCACACAAAAUUGGCAAUAAAAUGCCUUUUGCCCCUGAUCACCUAUUCCAGUGCAUGAUCUGUGGUUGUUCUUUACCUGGAGAGCUAGAAUUACAGAUGCACUAUAUGCAACAUGCACAGCGAGAUGUCUGAGUUUGAUUUUAAAAAUGAUAUACAUACAACAGUAGAUGAUUUUAGACUGUAUCUUUGCUGUUUUACUGUAUAUUGCUGUUAAACUGCUGGAGUGUCUGUUUAAGAUUUUAAAACGUAUUAAUGUUUUUAUUCAGUUAUUAAA